GGUUCGAGUGGCCAGUCGCGGUUUGUGUGCCAGUGUGUACACACGCACCAGCCUCCUAAAGGUUCCUAACGAGUGCACUCACGCCCGAUUCGCGCGUCUAUACGUGAUUUAAUUAACCUAAGGAUUUUCAUAGACACGAAGGUGGCGUGAGGGUACGCUUCCAAGAUGGCGGCGACCAAGUACUCGCACCCCUUCAUGCAGGGGCUGAAGUCGCUGCCCGAAGAGUACGAGGAGGAGAUACAGCAGGUCAGAGAGUGGGUGAAGAGUCAGCCGCAUUUGCCAUACAUCUCCGACGAGUACAUCGUGCUGUUCCUGCACUCCAACUACUACAAGGUCAAGGAGACCAAGGAAACCAUUGAGUACUACUUCACGCACCGCACCAACACGCCCGAUCUCUUCAGCAACCGCGACCCGCUGUCGCCUAGGAACCAACAGAUACUGGAUAUUGCCCACAUGAUCGGCCUCCCGAAUAAGACGUCCGAGGGCUACCACGUGCUGCUCUACCGGCUGUCGGACUUCGACUAUAGCAAGCUGAAUUUCGCGGACGCCGUGCGGGUUUUCUGCAUGUUCAAUGACGUAAAGCUCUCUGAGGACCGGCUCUCGGACGGGUACAUCGUCAUCUUCGACAUGAAGGGCUGCAGUCUUGGACACCUCACGAGGGUCACGUUGCCGGCGCUGCGGGCGUUCAUGGUUUACAUUCAGACCGCGCACCCGUGUCGUCUGAAAAAGAUCCACGUGGUGCAUACAGUCUCGUUCAUCAACCAGGUGAUGUGCCUGGUGAAGCCUCUCAUCCACUCCAACCUGCUCAACCUGCUUAACUUCUGCUCCGAGGGUCCCGCCGCCGUCGUCGAUAAGGAACUCCUGCCGGAAGACUACGGCGGUCCCCUUCCCCCCGUGAAAGACUUCCACGCCGAACAACGCAAGAACAUGGAGGAAACUUAUAGAGACUGGCUUAUAGAGACGGAGAUCUUUAAGGUUGAUGAGAAGAAGAGAAUCAAGAAGCCCAGUAAAGGCUUGUUCGCUAGCUUGACCAGCAGUUUCAAAAGUUUAGACAUCGACUGAUGCUGCGUACCUACGUGAUUUUAGGGUCCUGACCUCUUGUAAAUGUUAUAUUGUUUAUGGUGCUGACUUGCCUUUUCGCUCGUUUGGUCUUCCGGUACACUAUCUUCUCAAAUUAUUUACAGUAACGUUAGCAUUCAAAUGUUUUCCAGAUCUGUCAUAGCUUUUUGUCCACCUACUUAUGUUCGUCUUUAUCAACCCGUCAAGAAAAUGAUGUCAGUUACUUCACUUAUCUUCUUGCCAAACCCUGAAGGCACUGUUAUUUUUAAGAAACAAAACAGAAACUAAAUAAAUUUGUUUCUUAAUCUCCGUUAAACCAUACCAAAUGCAUGAAAACUUUAAUAGAGUUAACACCGAGUAUCUGAAUUAGUGUUAUUUGGACUAUUAUUUAUUUUCAUAAGUCCGUGACCGGAAUUGGCACCCCUCUCCGAAUUACAUAACAGGGUUUUAUCGUGUUGUUUACUAGUUAUAGGUAAGUUGCCAAAAUACGUAGGAUUUUUCCUUAUAUCGAGCUUGGACUAUUGCUACCUUACUCUUAAUAUUUAAUUAUAUUUUUAGCAAUUGUAUUAGAUCUUUUAAAUGUUGGUGUUAUGUUGUGAAAGUCUUAUUUUAUGAAAUAAUUAAAAUGUACCUACAUUCGAAGCUUUAUAAACAAUAACAUGUCGAACUGAGGUCCAUAUAAUUAAUUUUCAAACAGGUAACAAUAUAUCUGCACAUCAUUUGUUAAUUCUCUGGUAGGAUAUUGCCUUAUACUGUCUCUCAUAAGGCCCUCAUUUCAUAGGUUACUGUCUGAAUUGUGUUGCUGACACAUAUCGAUCUUAUUUUGAAUAGAUUGGUUAUUAAAUACAGGGUAUAUUAAAACAUAACAUUUUGGCGUCCUGUUUAAAAGUUACCAUAGUACCUAUUUUUAUUAAAUAUAAAUCCUAUAAUCAUUGUUGUACAUAUCAUAGUAGUGUAGAUGUAUUAUGUUAAGCUAAGUUUUAUACUACGCUUAUAUGAUAAAGAAAUGUCACUAUAUUUUAUCCAGAUGAAGGGAUUUCACGUUUUGCAAGUAAUAUCAUCAGAAUGUAUUUGAGCUUUAACCUCGUUGAUAAUUUUGUAGUCGUUUGAAAUGAAUUAUUAUUUAAUAUAACAUCAUAGUCAACUCCUAAAGUGCCUUAUACUCUACGCGGAGUUUAUGAAAUCAAAAACGUUAUUUAAAAAUCACUUGGUUCCUAAACAUUGCGUAGGCACUUAUUCUUAUAAAGGUAACCUGUUUAAGUUAUUAUAUUCAAAUGUUGCCAAUUAUAAAGUUUAAUGUUUUAAGAAAUUUUAAGUUUUUAGAAAAAAUAUACCUAUCAACGUUAUUGAACAAACCAAAUUAUCGUUAAAUACAACAUGUAUUUGUAAAUAAAUUAAUAGUCUAUAAA
Cydia pomonella (codling moth) is the source of this 2468-nucleotide messenger RNA. RefSeq names its product clavesin-1-like. The coding region runs from base 166 to 1062 and encodes 298 amino acids. The record is from RefSeq and is a predicted model, not a curated record. The transcript is spliced from 6 exons. Lineage: Eukaryota; Metazoa; Arthropoda; Insecta; Lepidoptera; Tortricidae. Gene Ontology annotation, molecular function: phosphatidylinositol bisphosphate binding. Gene Ontology annotation, cellular component: membrane.